This is a messenger RNA of Chelonoidis abingdonii (Abingdon island giant tortoise), 4754 nucleotides long. RefSeq names its product reticulon 4 (gene RTN4). Gene Ontology annotation, biological process: endoplasmic reticulum tubular network formation; neuron differentiation; brain development. Gene Ontology annotation, cellular component: neuron projection; postsynaptic density; endoplasmic reticulum membrane. The record is from RefSeq and is a predicted model, not a curated record. NCBI's taxonomy places the organism in Eukaryota, Metazoa, Chordata, Testudines, Testudinidae.
GCUCUCCACCCUUCAGGGCUCGUCCCACCCACAUUCUCUGCACCUAACUUCAUCCGACUUUUCUAUCCCUGUUCAGCCGCCAGCGUCCAUCCCCUGUUGAAUAUUCAUAGGGUGGCGCAUCAGCAGCUGCCUCUCUCAUUGGUUCUCCGCGUGCGUCCGUGCUUCCUCUCCCCUUCCCAUUGGCUAGCCGGGCUAUCCCUCUUUACACUUGGGCGGGGGAGUCAGCUCUGCCUCCCCUCCCCAGUCUGACUCAACAGGGCGUGGAGGCUCGGUACCGUGGCAGCUGCGCAGCCCGAGGAGCCGCCGGAGAAGAGCCCCCUCACUCAUUGUUCCUACGGCCCCAGCACUAUGGACGAGCAGGACCAGUCCCCCCUGGUCUCCUCCUCCGGCCCAGCCCAGCCGCAGCAGCCCCGCUUCCAGUACCAGUUCGUGCGGGACCCAGAGGAGGAGGAGGAAGUGGAGGACGAAGACGACGACGACUUCGAUGAGCAGCUGGAAGUGAUGGAGAGGAAGCUGCCGGCCAUGGCCGCGGCCCCCGCCCCCGCCCCGCUGCUGGACCUCGGGGGCUCCGAGCAGCCGCAACCGGACAGGAGGUCCCCCGUCGUGUCCUCCUUCUCCAGCCCGCCCCCCUCUCAGGAGUCCGAGUCCCUCACCCCCCCGCCUGCCAAACCGGAGCCCCCUGCCAGCAGCCCCUUGACGACACACCCCGUCGCCGCUCCUAAGAGAAGGGCAUCGUCCUCCGGCUGUGCUGAUGAGACCCUUUUUGCUCUUCCUGCUGCAUCUGAGCCUCUGAUGCACUCCUCUGCAGAAAAAGUUAUGGACUUGCAGGAGCAGCCAGGUAGCACUAUGUCGUCUGGCCAAGAGGAUUUCACUGCAGUCCUGCUUGACACUGCUGCUUCUCUUCCUUCUCUCUCUCCUCUCUCAGCCGAUCCCUUUAAAGAGCACACAGCCUUUGAUAUGCUAUCAGAUGGAUUACCUGCAAGAAGCAUUUACAACAAAAAUGAAAGUGAGGCUUAUAAAGAAACUAAAGAAAUUGCAAGGAAUCCAUUUCUUGUAGAGAAAAAUGCCAGGGAUGUUCCAGAGAUGGAAUAUUCAGAAAUGGAAUUUCCAUUUGCUAAAGCAGAUGCGGCCAUUAUAUCACAGACGAUAGAAGAAAAGCUGCUAGAGAACAGUAAAGAAAGGUUUAAUCUAGAAAAAAUCCCUGCACAUCAGCACCAUACAUCUUCAGAAGUUCCUGUUGAUUUGUUUGGAAAGCAUGAUGAAGAGGCAUCUACCGAGAAAGUGAAAUAUGGUAGCAAUGAUCAUGGUGAAAAAGUGGCUUUUGAAGAAAACACUCCUAUAAGGGAAGAAUAUGUAGACUUCAAACCAUUUGAGCCAAUAUGGGAGGUAAAAGAUACUUGCCAUGGAGUUAGCAGCUUGAAAGUGGUUGUUGGAAGUCAGGUAGAUAGCAAAUUAGAAAGCAGUUUAGAUGAGAAAUAUGAUGCAGGGAAACUUCAGAUACGAACAAUACUAAAAGAUCUUGAAAACAAAAGUGAAAGCAGUAAUGAAGAUCUUUCUUUCCCAAGCACCCCAGAAGCUAUAAAAGAAUUGUCACAAGCUUAUAUUACUUGUGCUAAAUUUGAAUCUACUGUAACAGUUGAGGACAAUAUAGCUAAAACUCUUUCUCCAUUAGAGGAGGAGAUGUCAGAAAAUAAAACGGAUGAGAAAAAAAUAGCAGAAAUGAAUGCCCAGAUUGGCACAGAACAGAAUGAUACCAGCAUUGAAGUAGUAGGCAGGCAGAGCCAGGAAGCUGACUAUGCUAAAACAGAUAGUUUAUCAGAGAUGUCUGCUGAUACUGCAACAAAUAUGCCUGAAGGUCUUACUCCAGAUUUAGUACAAGAAGCAUAUGAAAGUGAAAUGCAUGAUGCAACAUGUACAAAACUUGCUUAUGAAACACAGAUAGAUUUAGUCCAAACAUCUGAGUCAUCACAAGAGCCUUUGAAACCUGUGAUACAGCUCUGUCUCUCAUCUGAAGGAGCUGAAGCUGCCCCAUCGCCAGUGUUGCCUGAUAUUGUUAUGGAAGCCCCACUAAACACUGGAGUUGCUGGUGCAGAUGCUACUUCUGGGCAGCUUGAAGCCUCCCCAUCAGAAGCUUUUACUUCUGUCAUUGAUUGUGAGAAUGUAAAACAAGAGUCUGGGAAAUCUCCACCAUAUCAAGCGGCAGUGAAUGUAACAUUAACACAGGCACAAGAAGCAAAGGAGGAAGCUGUAUUAAAAGAACCUGAUCAUAAGAGUAGUGCAGUUGCUGAAGAAAUAGAGACUCCUUAUAUAUCUAUUGCUUGUGACUUAAUUAAAGAAACAAAGGUCUCCAGUGAAUCUGCUUCCCCAGUCUUUAUAGAUUAUUCAAAGACAUUAAUAUCAGAAUGUGUUUCACAGCAUGUGCCUGAACAUAUCGAGUCCUUUGAAAAAAUGUCACCCCAGUCUGGAAAAACUGCCUUGUUUAGUGGUCAGCCAACACCUGAGCUUUCUCAGAAAGAACAAGUAAUUGCAUCCCUCACUGUGGAAGAUAAAUCAGUUGAAAAUACUGACAGGAUUGAUGACGGUAAGGAGGGAUUUACAGAUUUGCUACAUUCUUCUGGCAAACCCUAUUUGGAGUCUUUCCAACCUGAAUUGGAAUCUUCUAUAACUACUACUGCUUUGCCCUCUGAGUCAGCUUUUAUAGAAAUAGCCAAGGAAAAAAUUCCUCUUCAAAUGGAGGAGUUGAGUACUGUGGCCUAUUCAGGUGAUAUGUCUGUUUUUAAGGAAUCAAAAACAGUAGACAAAGAUAUUUUACUCACAAAGUCAUCUCCAGUCACACUGACAGAAGACUUUAUGACAUUAGUCAGUCCUAAAACUGCUGCUGAAUUGGUGACAAAAAACACUGACAAAGAAAUAUCCCACAAAGAUGAAAGUAAACAAAUUACUAAUGUGAUCAAAGCUGAGACAAGUCACUUGCCUUGUCCAGAACUAUCCCAUGAUCUGUCUUUAAAGAAUGUGCAAGUGAAAGCUGAAGAAAAUAUUCUUGCCUUGGAAAAGUCCUCAGAGGUUUUGGUCAGAGAAAUGCCUGAAGUAUCCAAGGUAGUGUUACUGCCUACUGAUGUUUCACCUUUUACCACUGAGAAAGAGGUAGUCAGUAUAGGAAAACCCGAAGCUCUUGAGAAAGAAGCUGAGAGAGAAGUUGCUUCUGUUAAAGACAAGGAAAAAUCUACUGCUAUUUUUACAGCAAAGAUGAGUAAAUCCUCAGUUGUUGACCUCCUUUACUGGCGAGACAUUAAGAAGACAGGAGUGGUGUUUGGUGCCAGCUUGUUCCUGCUGCUUUCGUUAACAGUAUUCAGCAUUGUGAGUGUGACAGCUUACAUUGCCUUGGCCCUUCUUUCUGUGACGAUCAGCUUCAGGAUAUACAAGGGAGUUAUCCAGGCAAUCCAAAAGUCUGAUGAAGGCCAUCCAUUUAGGGCUUACCUGGAGACUGAUGUUGCUGUAUCUGAGGAGCUUGUCCAGAAGUACAGCAAUGCUGCACUUGGCCACAUUAAUGGUACAGUAAAGGAGCUCAGACGUCUUUUCCUAGUCGAUGACUUAGUUGAUUCUCUGAAGUUUGCAGUGUUGAUGUGGGUAUUCACAUAUGUUGGUGCUUUGUUUAAUGGCCUGACAUUACUGAUACUGGCUCUGAUUUCACUGUUCAGUGUUCCUGUUAUUUAUGAGAGACAUCAGGCUCAAAUUGACCAUUAUUUGGGAUUUGUGAACAAGACUGCCAGAGAUGCAGUGACUAAGAUCCAAGCUAAAAUACCUGGAUUGAAACGCAAAACUGAGUAAAAAGCCUGAAGCAAUUUCUCAAUAGGAGUUCAUCUUUCAGGGGGCAAAUAUUCAUUUGAAUUACAUGGGGGGGGGUCAGGGAAUAGCAAAACCUUGACAUUGCAGUGCAAUUUCACAGAUCUUUAUAUUGUAGCAGCACAGUGUUUGAGGAAAAAUACCUGUUUUGACUGCUAUGUGUUUCAUCAUCUUAAGUAUUGUAAGCUGCUAUGUAUGGAUUUAAAACUAAUCAUCUUUGUUUUUCCUGUGUGCAGCACCAGCUAAUGCAAAAAAUGUGAGAAAGCUGUACAUUGUGCUUCAUCAGAGGUAGUCUUUCUGCAUUCAAGGUAGAGCGGAGGAUACUAUUUCCCAUUUUGUGCACUGUGUAUGGUCUGGGUAGGUUGAGGCAGAUUUUCUAAAAUGAGAUGUUUAGAAGAAUAUACCAUUAAGCAAGUUUGAAAAACUGUGGCUUUUUGGUAUGAGUGUAGCUGUAUUGUGAUUUUAUUGUUUUAUCACUUGCGUGUGUGUGUGUGUGUAUAUAUACACACACACACACAUAUAUAUAUAUAUAUAGUAUUUCACAAAGCUUAGAUCUUUAAGCUGCUCCACAGUGCUUGAUAUUUCAGAAAAUGGACUGAUUUUAGGACUAGCCAUAGCGCACAAAUUUGAAAAAUAAAAUAUUUCUAGAAACACUACCAUCUAUUUAAAAAACAAAUGAACUUGCACACACAUAAAACUUAAAGCAUACACUGUGUUGCACAAACAUAAUCUGUGGAGCAAAUAUCUAAUUCCUCAUACGUUUGAAAAUGUUGAGCAUUGUUAUGCAAGAAACUAUAAAUGAAAAUGUAUACACUUGUGGUUUAAGCUGUAUUGAACUAAGUCUGUGGAAUGCAUUGUGAAAUGUAAAAACAAAAAAACUAAGUAUCAAUAAAGCUUAUAGACUUAAAGAA